AUGAGCGACAAUCCACCAUGGCUGGACAACCUUUCCGACGAUUGGGUGCCCGUCCCUGUGCCUGGAACCCCAACCAGCCCGGUCCCCUCUCGGUCCAUCUCUCAUUCCCGCCAGUCCAGCUUACAAAACUCUCCUAGUCGCAUUCCUGUUCCCGCGCGUCGCUCUGUCGCCCCGUCGCCUUCGCCUGUUGAUAACAAAAAGAAGGUUUCCCGGCCCUGUCAUUUCGUGAAAAGGGAACCGCCCACGCCGAAAACCCCUCGUACCCCCAAGACCCCGUCCAAGUUGCGAUCUCCAGUCCCCGAUAAGACGAAAAAGAGUCCCCGACCAAACCCGCCGUCCAGGCGUAAACAAUCGUCCACCAUGGACACGAGAUCGCCGUUGCGGUCGGUCUCGAACGCCUCCGGUCAGUCGGUCCAGCAAAGCACCGUCCAAAUCAAACCAAAGAAGGCCAAGGGCAGCGAAGGGACCCCCGAAUGGCGGAGGAGGCUGGUCCAUGGCGAUAUCCCUUCCGGUGAACAGCGCGAUCUUUUUGCCCCCAUUGGACUCGAGAGUGUGUUCAAGCCGCCCACCCCCGGAACCGAGAAAACGCAAGACGAAGCCAUUUCUAGAAUGAAACACUCGGAUAGCGUCUGGGACUUCUCUACGUCUUCAGAACGACGCGACAAUGCUACCUCGAACGGUGCCCCCGGUGAUGGUCAACAUGAGUUUGGUGAAAGUGCCGGCCAUUCUUCCUCUCCGAAAAGCCCCCGAUCUCCGACCAUGUCGUCACGUCACGAUCAAGGAGAACCCAGGUCAACUCCAGGAAGCCCCCGAGGAUCGCACAGUGGGAUGCUGGAUGUAAGGAAAGGGCCUACGAAAUUUGUGACAAACCAAGGUGAUGGCCAUGAGGAUUCCUGGAAUGGCACCCAAAUGAGAUCCGCAAGUGGCUUGGAAGAUAUGCGAAAUGAGGACUUCACGCCCAUCACUUUCUCACAGCCGAACACAAUGGACGGAAACGCUGCAUCAGAAGUGAUAAGGUCCGCGUUAAAGAAAGUGACAAACAAGCUCGAGAGACUACAAUUGCCGCCAUAUGAACGGCCCGACUCCCCGGCAAGUGAUAGCUUCCUGCUAAAUCAACCGUCGGAGGCUCCCGUCGACCCGUUACCGGAAGAUGAUCUACUGGAUGUCACUAGUCAUUCUCUGCCCAAGGACCUCUCCAUGGGGACGCUGGAUUUCCGGGGCCGUGGAGCUUUUGCGCACUUGCGACGAGACGACUAUCUGAACGAAGGCUCUUUCCAGAAGCUACAUCUGUCCCCGCCACCCUUUCCCUCCGAACGACUGUCACCGUUCCUGCCUCCCAACCAGAGAAUCCGGAGCUCACCACCUUUCUACCAGAAGACUAAUCCAGUAACGGAUCCCCCGACGCUUCCUCGACCAUCAUCUGCGCAUGUUGCUGUUCGACCCGGAACCGGAAGAACCGACGUCAUGCCGUCUUCAGGCAGCCCUUUGAAGCUGUUCGGGAAUCAUGAUACUUUUACAAACAACAGGCUGUUGCGACGAAUGAGCCAAUUUGAAGAAACCUACGGAGGUUUCUCUGAGGAUGAUGAGCCCGUGUCCCCCUCGGAAGAGGCGCGGCGCAAGGGCGAGUCGAGGAGUUUCAUGAGCGCCCAACAAGACGCGUUGGGUGAGGCCAGCAUUAGAAGACACGAGCGGCCGAGAUCGCGGAACACGCCGAACCCUCGACUCAACCGAUUUGGUGACGGGGAACUAGACCAUUUUGACUUCUCUGAUACCAGCCCGUAUGAGCCAAAGCUGCUCAAUAAUGAAGCUCUCGGCUCUAAUCGGAGGUCAUCUUCGCGGAGACUCUCUAUCGAACGGGGAUAUCUGGGUCGUCGUUCGUAUAGAAACCAAAGCCUUGAUGGUGGGUCAAACAGAUCAACGAAGAAUCACAAGUCAGCGGAGGCGUCCGAAUCGUUCCCGAGUGCCAAUGCCACUGAGAAACAAGGCCUAUGGACCGUUGAAGAGUUCUACCAGUCUGAAACGGGAUCAAGGCCGCACUCCCCCGCUAAAGACCCCCACCCAAAGAGGCGCCGUACCCUUCUUCAAUCUCAGAGUCUCAUGCAAGAUGAUGCCGGAUCUGGAAAGGUCACAGGUCAGGCUCCGGAUAACCUCACGUUGUUACAAAGGAGUUUGAUGCAACACGGUGUAACAGAUGAGGACAACGAACGUUUUCUACGCUCUCAAUCAGCGUACCGACCCAACACCUCGACUCCGAGUCAGAUGAGAUCGCUCUCGAGGAAAAGGCCAUCGUCAAGCCGGAAUCACAAUCGUCUUGGGCAUGAUGACCAUGGCAAUCACACCCUCUCCCCGCCGGACAACGUGAUACCGAUUGUGACAGUCAAUGGCGUCAACACGGAAAUUCGGAAAGGGUCAAUUACUACGCAGGAUUUCCUCAACGAGGCAACCAAGAUUAUGGAUAUAAUCCGAUCCAAGGGCCGGUCUGCUGGCGGACUCUCCAGUGUAGAGGAGUCAGAUGCUGAGGACCAGGACGAGAGCGGUAGUUAUGAAGACGAAUCCACUCGCGAAGAAUUCUCGCGCCCUCCGAGCCGGGAGGGGGUCGAUAUGCGGAAGCUAAGGGAAACUCAGGAGCCAAACCCUCGUGUACUGAGUCAUCUGAAAAAGUUCCAAGAGGAUGAUGACCUAGAAUUUGAAGUCAAUGGGUCCGAUAUGUCCUUGAACUUGGAUCAAGAUGAGACUCGCUCCGAAAGUGCAAACUCGAUUUGGGAGGAAAGCGAAGGAAAUGAGAAGAAUGAUAAAACCGACGCUGAGGCCCAAAAUCUGGACGCUGAACAACAUACACGUAGAUCGUCGGCCCCAACUGAAGAUGGCGAAGAAGACGAUGAUCUUCCUGACCUUUUAACUAUCAACACUCAUUUUUCCGGCAAGAGCCUCAGUGCACGUUCCAUACCCACAGGCUCUUCUUCGCAGAGCUCGCAUGCAAAAGGUGUCCUGUCGUCAGACAUCGUGUCCCACCUGAUUCCGGAGCAGGUGAAUGGCCUCACAUACGACCGUUAUAGAAACCAAUGGGUGAAGGAAGGGGUUCAGAAGUCUCCGGGCAAGCCCAAGGGCGAGGAGAGCGAGGACGACCCGUUCAAGGAUAUUCCUGACCUUAGCGUGGAUGAGCUCCAGGAGAUGAUGAGAAUGCAGAGCUCUCUUUCUCCCGACAAAACCAAGGGAUCUUCGGUCCGGGGUGAAGACAACGCGCGCCAGAGCUCGCCCAGCCCACGAAAGGCUUCCAAUCAGUCGGAGCGGCGCCCGCAAACGAAAGAAGGCGACCCUUCGGUCAAUUUCAGCUCCAUUCAGUCAAAAACCACGCCCUUUACGUCUAGGUUUUCCAACUCGGAGACCAGAGCUACAUCUUGGGGAUCCGAGGCCCGCAGGACGAGCAAAUCAACCAGCGAGGUCGAGCAUGAGAUUCAGCUACACGAAGGGCGCCUGUCCAAGCUACCGCGGCGCCAACAAGAAAACCGCCAACAAGCUCGGGUUGUGACCAUCAGCUUCUCGUCGCCACUGGUCUCACAGAUCGCAUUUGAUGAAGAUGAAAGCCCCACCAAACUCCGACAAAAUCAAGAGAUCCAGCAGCCUGAGCAUGGCCCUGCCUGUGUCGAGGCGGGCAAUUCCAGUCGUCCGCCGGAUACCCUGCUACCAGAGCAGAAGUCGCUGGACCCUGGUGCGAUACCGGAUCUCGAUAACAGAGGAGAUUUAAGUUUGAUUCGAAGAGGCUCUCAUGGGUCUGUGGCAUCUACGCCGGACAAGAGCAAUUUUAAUGAUUCGCUGGUUCCCUUCCAACAUUUAGGACCAGACACGACCUAUAGCUUCCAUCUAAGCCCAUUGCCCGACUUCACUAUUGACCAGAUCGAUCAACCACUUCAUCUUGAGGUUAGCUACGUGGCUCAGCGGACUCACCCGACAUCGCUACGCCAGGUCCACGGCACGUUUGCCUUGGCUACUGAGGAUUUGGUGAAGCAUAUCACCGAAGCCGAACCAUUCGAACCGUACUGGGAAAAUGUGAGACGACUGGUUCUACGGCACAAGGGGUUAAUUACUCUUCAUAAGCUCUGCGAUUUCUGCCCCCGACUGGAAGAUUUGGAUGUGACCGGCAACGACAUUGGUCAACUAGGUGGUGUUCCUCCCAGCCUAAGGACUCUAAAUAUUCAGGACAACUGUCUCUCGAACCUCACAGCUUGGGGCCACUUGACCAACUUGCAGUAUCUCGACGUGUCCGGGAACGAACUCGAAAGCUUAGACGCGUUCAGCAGCCUUAUUCACCUCAGAGAGCUUAAAGCCAACGACAAUAAUAUCACAAACAUCGAAGGCAUAUUUGAUUUGGACGGGCUAUUGAGCUUGCAAUUAAGAAAUAAUAGCUUGACCACGGUCGACUUUGGCCGAGCAGAAUUGACUCGCUUGCAUGAUCUAGAUCUAAGCCACAAUCAACUUUCCUCCAUCCGCAACCUUGACUCACUUCCCUCCCUGUCCGCCCUUGAUCUUCGCUACAAUCAACUCGACGGACUUGAAACCACAGCCGCUUUACCUAAUCUCCAAUCGCUGAAGCUCUCCAAUAAUAUCCUGCGCACGCUCGACGUCGGGGCAUUCCCAUCCCUAAACCUGCUUUAUGUCGACCAAAAUUUCUUGCGCAGCGUCUCUGGUCUCGAUAAAUGCCAAUUCUUGGAGGUCCUCUCUGCUAGAGAACAAAUGAAUGGAGACGUUGAUGGUGGCAUUUUCGACAUCGAUUUGGGUUUGGUGAAAGAUCUUCGGAAGGUCUUCCUCUCUUCAAACAGACUCUCUAUGCAGAGCCUUUCGCCUUCCUCGCCCCUUUUAAGCUUGCGGCUACUGGACGUAGCCUCCUGCAGCAUCCAGGGGCUUCCUGUGGAUUUUGCUUCGAGCUUUCCCAAUGUGGUGGUCCUCAAUCUCAAUUUCAACUCCCUCACAGGUCUGAACGAACUAUCGGGCUUGAAGUGCCUUGCUCGGUUAGCAGCAGCCGGAAAUAACAUCACACGGCUGCGACGUCUCUGUCAAGUAUUGAGCCAUAUUGGGAGAACAAGUAAGGGAAGAGCCUGCUCUCUACAGAAAGUCGACAUCCGUGGCAACCCCCUCACCGUCCGAUUCUAUCCCCCUGCUGUCAUUGGAAACGGCAAAGCGAACGUGAAGAAGCUGAAGGCGAAAGAGGAGCUUGGCCAACGACGCCAGGACGGCUUGGACCUUCCCUCUGCCCUAGCCGAGUUUGCGCACGGUGGAGACGUCACGCACCCAGCUACUGUAGGCGAGGACGAAUUGCCGAAUCCUGCCAAGGAGAUCGAGAUCGAUGAUCCCUACACCCUUCCGCUCGCCGAUCCUUUGGCUGAUCAGAGAUACUUGUCCCACUUGGAUGAGGCAACGCGACUCCGCAGACGAGUCUUCGAGCUCAUGCUAUAUGCAGGAACCGGGGGUUCAAUUCGCCUUUUGGACGGCUUGGAGCUGAGACCCUCUGUGGAUGAAGGUUCCGACAUGGACCGGGCCUGGGCAAAACUCGAAAAGCUCGGUGUUCUCAAGAAGAAAGCCAUCACUGCAUAAAUUGCCUGUUCUUUUUUACUUAGCAUCGUAUGAUUCAUGAUAUCCUGGGGUGCAGCUGCACGGAGUUUUGAUAUCAUUGGGUUGGAUUACUGUCUUGCUUUCUGUUCUUGAUAUUUUUGUUUCUUGAUUCUACAUAGCGGAUGGUUGGUUGUUGGGGUUGGCGUUAAAACGGCUACGUGAAGGGGCUGGCUGCAUACCAGGAGUUCUGGAAACUCAUCACACUUGCUGUAUUCUACUUCAAGCGGACUAUUCCCCCCAUAUCAUAUCCGGUGCACA
Messenger RNA from Aspergillus welwitschiae, 5865 nucleotides. RefSeq lists its product as uncharacterized. The transcript has 2 exons. Bases 1 to 5589 code for a protein of 1862 amino acids. The record is from RefSeq and is a predicted model, not a curated record. Lineage: Eukaryota; Fungi; Ascomycota; Eurotiomycetes; Eurotiales; Aspergillaceae. Gene Ontology annotation, molecular function: protein binding.